Dioscorea cayenensis subsp. rotundata (Guinea yam) is the source of this 838-nucleotide messenger RNA. RefSeq names its product putative receptor like protein 25. NCBI's taxonomy places the organism in Eukaryota, Viridiplantae, Streptophyta, Magnoliopsida, Dioscoreales, Dioscoreaceae. The record is from RefSeq and is a predicted model, not a curated record. Bases 15 to 782 code for a protein of 255 amino acids. The transcript has 2 exons. Gene Ontology annotation, molecular function: protein binding.
GUGAUUUCAAUGCCAUGGCAGUCACCAAUCACAACGAAUGGUGGUCUUUGCUCUCCAUUUUCAGUGAGGUUUUUUCUUCAUAUUCUAUAUGGGGCAGUCUUCCAGAUAGCUUUGCAUACUCAGAAUCUCUCUUGAUAAACGCAAAAGGACUCCAAGUGGAAUACUCCAAGAUUCUAUCAUUAGUCACAAGCAUGGAUUUAUCAAACAAUAAGCUUUCCUGUGAGUUGCCUGACGAACUCACCAAAUUGCAUGGGCUGCAUUUCUUGAAUCUUUCUUACAACCUUUUCAAUGGAAAGAUACCAGAAAGCAUCAGUGACAUGAAACAACUGGAAUCACUUGAUCUGUCAGAGAACAAUUUAUUUGGAACCAUUCCUUCAGGUAUGUCUACUUUGAACUUCUUGAGCCAUUUGAACGUAUCACACAACAAUUUGUCAGGAACAAUUCCAUCGGGCGGCCAACUUCAGACGUUUGAACCAUCAGCCUAUAAUUGGAAUCAUGAUCUCUGUGGAUCACCUCUUCAGAAUUGUGCUAAUGAGACACAUUAUUCCCAAGAGGCCAACGAAGAAGAAGGAAAAGGAGAUUGGUCAGAGAUGUUAUGGCUUUCCGUAGGUCAUGCAAUGGGAUUCAUAAUUGGCUUCUGGAUGAUCAUCGUUACCAUUAUGAUGAACCAAACCAUAAGAAUUGCUUAUUUCCGAUCUGUUGACAAAGUACAUGAUUGGAUAUAUGUUAAGGUGGUCGUGUACUCUCGGAGGCUAAAAUCAAUUUGCUCAAGGAGGAACUGAGGUCCAAAGUAACAAGUUGGGUGGCCUAACUAGUUAUAUCAAUAAAGCGAUGUUAG